This is a messenger RNA of Arachis duranensis, 357 nucleotides long. RefSeq names its product protein RALF-like 24. Lineage: Eukaryota; Viridiplantae; Streptophyta; Magnoliopsida; Fabales; Fabaceae. The transcript has a single exon. The coding region runs from base 1 to 357 and encodes 118 amino acids. The record is from RefSeq and is a predicted model, not a curated record.
AUGACACUUGUUGUUGUUGUUCUUCUUCUUGUUCUGUUCUGCCCCUGCAAUUCCCUCUCUUCAUCUUCUAUGGACCUCAACACAAGUGAUCUGAAUGCGGUUUCCAGAAGGGUAUGCAGAAAGAGCAUUGUAGAGUGUUUGGCUGAGAAUGAAAUGAUGGAUUCAGAGAGUAACAGAAGAAUCCUUGCAAUGCAAAAGAGGUACAUAAGUUAUGACACAUUGAAAAGAGACAUGGUUCCUUGUGAUAGAGCUGGUGCUUCUUACUACAAUUGUCAUGCAAGGCAAGCAAACCCUUACAAUAGAGGAUGUGAAGUUAUUACUGCUUGUGCUAGAGGUGUUCAAGCAUCCCACAAUUGA